Brienomyrus brachyistius is the source of this 6360-nucleotide messenger RNA. RefSeq names its product zinc finger, FYVE domain containing 9a (gene zfyve9a). Gene Ontology annotation, biological process: endosomal transport; liver development. Bases 710 to 3949 code for a protein of 1079 amino acids. Gene Ontology annotation, molecular function: metal ion binding. The record is from RefSeq and is a predicted model, not a curated record. Gene Ontology annotation, cellular component: early endosome membrane; endosome. The transcript is spliced from 20 exons. Lineage: Eukaryota; Metazoa; Chordata; Actinopteri; Osteoglossiformes; Mormyridae.
GUUUAGAGCCAAGAUGGCGGCGGAUUCGUAACCUUCUACACGCCAGUUGCCUUCACUCCAACUGAACGGCUUCUUUCCGCCGGAGCCCGGAGAUAUCGGAGUUAACAGCAAGGAGACUUGGAUACGAAUCGAAAGGGGGAAAAAGAGCGGUUGUGAAGAAGCUGUGAGCGAUAUCGCCAAGGCUGCCCCGCUGCAGGGCUCGCCGUGAAGCGCCGGACGCCCGUGCCGGAGUCGCAUGAUGAAGAUGAGUGUUCCUCGGGUACCGGCACCACAUGUUUAUGUGAUUGGAAGGAGCAACUGCCCUUUGAGAAGUCCCCGAGCAUUUGCCUGUGACUGCUGAAUAGGACCUGUCGACAGGUCCGGACAGCACUCGGCAGGGUGGCGGCUCCUGACCCAUGGAGAAUUACUUUCAGGCAGAAGCCUUCAACCUGGACAAGGUGCUGGACGAGUUCGAGCAGAAUGAAGCAGCCUGUAAGGAGUCUCCAGAGCUGGAGGGGGCGCUCUGCAGUGUGCAAACCUACAUAUUAAAACAGUAUUGAGAGCAGAUGAGGCGGACGCACCGACGCUGUCUGAUGCCAAGUGGACCCAGAUCCUGGCUCCUCCCACCCACCUGCUGAGCUUCAGUCCCGCCCUGGCGCACGCCGACCUGAGUCCGCUCAACCUCAAGCCCCCUCCCGAGAGCCCGGGGGGGCCAGCGGGAGACCUCGGCAUGACCGGUGGCCCGGACCCCGCCGCUGAUGAGCGGCCCCCGGCCCAGCCUAACAUUGGCAAACUGGUAGGGGGCGACAGCCAGCUUGUGGGCAGCCUGGAAAAUGGAGCCCCUCCCAGUCCUGCCCUCAACGGCUGCGCGGAGGGCUCUCUAAGCGAUGAUGGGCCCCAUCAGGUGGAUGACCCCCCCUGUUGCGCUGGGAGCCCCCCAGCUGAUGAUGCAGGCCCCCCAGAGAGCGCAGAGUCCUACUUUAAAGACAGUUAUUUUUCUGUGGAAGAUGGAGUAGGCAGCGGCGACCUGCCGAGUACCAGCGUGGGUCCAUCCAAGCCCCCAGAGCACAGCAGCAUCAUCGGAUCCCCGAAGGGGGAGCACAGCCUCGAGGUUCUGGCCCAGCCCGAGGCCCACGCAGAUCCCGAAGGUCAGCCGGAGAUGGUGACCAAUGGGGGGACUGCUGAGAGUUCAGCAGCCAGUCAGAGUGAGGAGCUGGAAGGGGAAUCCUCCACCUGUGCCGUCCCCAAUGGCCUGGAAGCCCCGGAGCCAGGCCCUAGAUGCUCCCGUGGCCCCCCCUCCAAGGAGGAGUUUGUGACUGAGGAGAAGGAGGUGGAGGAGAGCAAGCAGGAGUGCUCAGAACAGGCCCGUGGGCCAGAAGCGGGGGCCACUCUGGGCAGGGGAACUGGGCGCCAGCAGCCUGUCAGUGUGCCCUAUGGGGGGGCCCGGCCAAAGCAGCCCACCGGCCUCAAGCUGCAGAUCCCGCGCUCGCUGUUGGGCCAUAACCAAUCUCAGAGCCGUCCACAGAACCAGCUGGGCCCCCAGGGCAAAAACAAGAACCAGGAUCCCCGGGGGCAGCCCGGGGAGGUGUCCUGCCCUCAUGGCUACGGGGAGCAGCCCAGCUUGAAUGGGGAGACGGCCUCCUCGGGCCCAUCGGGUCCCGUGCCAGCCCCGGAGAGCCCAGAUAAUGACAUACAGGCGGGACACUUAGGGGCACUGUCCAGAAAGCCCUUCAGCUCCCUGGGGGAGGUGGCCCCGGUGUGGGUGCCUGACUCCCAGGCCCCCUUCUGCAUGAAGUGUGAGGCCAAGUUCACUUUCACCAAGAGGAGGCAUCACUGUCGAGCGUGCGGGAAGGUGUUCUGCGCAGCCUGCUGUAGCCUGAAGUGCCGGCUAAUGUACAUGGACCGGAAGGAGGCACGAGUCUGUGUCACCUGUCACUCUGCGCUGAUGACUGCUCAAUCGUGGGAGAAAGGGUCAGGUGGAAGCGGCCAGACCCCCAACCCCAACAACCCCGCCGAAUACUGCUCUACGGUGCCGCCGCUGCAGCAGGCACAGGCUUCGGGGGCCCUCAGCUCGCCCCCGCCCACUGUCAUGGUGCCCGUGGGCGUGCUGAAGCACCCGGGCACGGAGGGGAGCCUCCCACGGGAGCAGAGGAGGGUGUGGUUUGCAGAUGGGAUCCUGCCCAAUGGGGAGGUGGCUGACUCCACCAAGGUAGCUGUUACCACCUCCCCUCCUUCUGGGCCUCUGCUGCUCUCUCAGGAUACAGGCAAACCGGCCACAGCCGGCUCCUCGGAAGCCGCGCCACCACCAGCUGAGAUGGCUCCCCCCGCCCCCUCCCAUGGCCUUGGAGCUCCCGUAGGAAGCCCAGUGGGCAGUUCAGUCAAUCUGAUUCCCGACGAUGGACUCCCUCCCAUCCUCAUCUCCACCGGCGUCAAAGGAGACUACGCCGUGGAGGAGCGGCCUUCUGAGAUCCUCAUGAUGCAGCAGUUGGAGGACGGGACUCAGGAUCCUCUGGUCUUUGUCCUUAACGCCAACCUGCUAGCCAUGGUCAAAUUGGUCAACUACGUAAACCGGAAGUGCUGGUGUGUGACGACAAAAGGGAUGCACGCUGUGGGCCAAGCGGAGGUGGUGGUUCUGCUGCAGUGCCUCCCUGAUGAGAAGAGCAUCCCCAGGGACAUUUUUAGCCACUUCGUGCAGCUCUACCGGGAAGCCCUGACAGGAAACGUGGUGACCCACCUGGGCCACUCCUUCUUCACCCAGAGCUUCCUGGGCAGCCGGGAACAUGGCGGUUUCCUCUACAUCAGCCCCACCUUCCAGUCCCUGCAGGACCUGCUGCUGCCCAACCCACCCUACCUCUUCGGCAUCCUCAUCCAGAAAUGGGAGACACCCUGGGCCAAGGUCUUCCCCAUCCGGCUCAUGCUGCGUCUGGGCGCUGAAUACAGAUUCUACCCCUGCCCGCUGUUCAGCGUGCGAUUCCGGAAGCCUCUCUUUGGUGAGACGGGCCACACCAUCAUGAACUUGCUGGCGGAUUUCCGUAACUACCAGUACACCUUACCUGUGGUGACGGGGCUGGUGGUGGACUUGGAGGUGCGGAGAACCUGCAUCAAGAUCCCCAGCAAUCGCUACAAUGAGUUGAUGAAAGCCAUGAACAAGUCCAACGAGCACGUACUGGCCAUCGGCGCCUGCUUCAACGAGCGAGCCGACUCCCACCUCGUCUGCGUGCAGAAUGACGACGGCAACUACCAGACGCAGGCGAUCAGCAUUCACAACCAGCCCCGCAAAGUGACUGGCGCCUGUUUCUUCGUGUUCAGCGGAGCCCUCAAAGUCUCUUCAGGAUACCUGGCCAAAUCCAGCAUCGUGGAAGACGGCGUGAUGGUGCAGAUCACCGCGGAGACGAUGGAGGCACUGCGCCAGGCCUUACGGGAGAUGAAGGACUUCACCAUCACCUGCGGGAAGGCCGACCAGCAGGAAAGCCAAGAGCACGUCCACAUCCAGUGGUUAGAGGACGACCGCAACUUCAACAAAGGGGUCAUCAGCCCCAUCGAUGGGAGGUCCAUGGAGUCCAUCACCAGCGUCAAGAUCUUCCAUGGUUCAGAGUACAAGGCCAAUGGGAAGGUCAUCCGCUGGACUGAGGUGUUCUUCCUACAGAGUGAUGACCAGUCCAGCGGACUCAGCGACCCAGCAGACCACAGCCGGCUGACGGAGAACAUGGCACAGGCCUUCUGUGUGGCCCUCUGCCCCCACCUCAAACUGCUGAAGGAGGAUGGCCUGGCCAAGCUGGGCCUGCGUGUCACUCUGGACUCCGACCAGGUGGGAUACCUGGCAGGCAGCAACGGGCAGCCACUACUGCCUCAGUACAUGAAUGACCUGGACAGCGGACUGGUGCCCGUCAUCCACAGUGGGGCGUGUCAGAUCAGCGAGGGUCCUGUCGUCAUCGAACUUAUCUUCUACAUCCUGGAGAACAUCUCCUAAAGGGAUGAGCCCCCUUGCCCAGCUGCCUGUCUCCCCAGCCGCCUUCCUCAUCCCCCUCGCUGCCUCCCUGCACUCUGCCCCCCACUGCAUCGUGAGCCUCUUCCCUUUUGGAAGGAAGCACCCUGGACUCUCCUGCCGGGCCUCAGGUCACCAUCCUACCCGCAUCGGGCUUCCAUGUGGCAGACAGAUCCGCUUCCUACCCACAACCCCACUGCUGGCUAAAGUUGGCACAUUGCACCCUGGGUAAUCACACCUAGGCUGUAGCGGCCAUGUGCUCACUGCCUGUCGGACUCGUUCACCAGAGCAGGUGGAGUGGGGGUGAGGAGCUGCCUCGCUUGUGCUGCUGGGGAAUUCUUUCAGUUUGCAGAAAUACUGCAAGGGGGGGUCGAGUGGGGGUAGGGGUCUGUUUAGUGUGAUGUUUUAUUUCAGUUGCGGUGCUCAGUGCCUGGGCUGUGAUUUUCCUCACGGAGAACUGACUAUCACCUUUAUUUCAUAAUCACAGUGUGUUUUAAUCAGCUCUGCAGCUGCGGAUGGAUGUCAGCCUCUGCUCACCUAAAGGUGGCGCUCUAUGGCGGGACGUGGACCUGGGGAUGGUAAUUGGCCCUUAAAGUUUGCGGCCCGCUAACUGUGAACCUUAAGAGAAACACACAUAGCUCAGAAGAUGCAGUGGACUUUUAGAAGGACUGUCGAUGGAAUGAACGUUUCGAAGUGGAAUAAACGGAGUCGAUUACGCAGCUUUGAUGCAUCAGGACCAUCCCAGAGGAGAGCGAGGCCUACCCUUUCUUCUAUGCUCAUCUCACGACCGGUGCACUUUAACAGGUGACUCUUGCACCACCUGCUGGCGGUUUUUAGCAGCACUCAGCGGUGUUGUGGCUCGCCGGCCACAAAAGGUGACGUUUGGAGCACAAGAGAGAUGUCAGUGUUACGUAUUUUUGGGUGUAAGGUGCCGGGUUACACAGGUUAAAUGUCUUGGGUGUGUAAAGGUCAGGUGUUAAUUAGCUUGGGCCUGGAAAAUGCUGUGUCUGCAUUUAGCAUCUGUGUGACUUUUGUUUCCAUGAAAAGGUUUUGCCAGUGUCAGACCUUCAUCUUCAUCUUAGCAGAGUGACCUUAGAUGAGGGGGGCGUGGGAGCCUCCCUUCCGUUCUGCCCCUGCGUAUUGUUGCUUUAGAUAUUACGUGGAUAACAAGCCAUCUUUUAUGGUUGAGGUUGUGGCUUUAUAAAGCAAGAUUCAGGUUAGGUGUUAAUUUUUGACGUCCUCAGACUGGCCCGUAGGCCUGAGCUCACUUGCCCACUGGACAAUCAGGACCUGUCGGCAUGUGUUUCGCACUCCAGCCCUGACCCACGCUGCUCCAGGUGUAAGCAGAGCACUGCUGUAGAGCGGGCAAGAUCCUCUGCUCUUUGAGGAGCAGAUUUGCCUCCCAACCUGGGUGUGCUGUGGGAUAUUGUGGUUAAAUGUUGAUCUGCAUGGUGUGGGCCAGAUGCCAGACGACCAUAUUUGGGCUGUUUACGGUCACUUCAUAGAUGUAUGGAUUAUGAGUGAAUGUGUGCAAGUCAGCCGCAGUGAACUUGGGACAUGCAGUUACUGGCUGCCGUUUAGGCCAAACUCCCCUUAGACUACUUUACUUUCAGACAAACUGCACUAGUUUUAAGCUACAAGCAGUGUCUGGAUUUCUGCUGUUUUCCAUGAAGACUUACUCUUGAGGUUAUGGGAGUGGUGAAUCACUGCUGAAUUCAAGAAAUUGUGACAUGAAGUCAGAAACGAAACCUGAAAUGAAUCAGUUCAUGUUGAAACAGGCCGGGGCCUUUCUGGCUGAGUUUGUUUGGUUUGCUUUUAGGUGGAGAAGGUGGCUGAUCUGCCAUAAGUUGCCAGUCGGCGGGAUGUGAGGGAAUUAAAGGAAAUGUUUACAGCAGCCUGACUGGGCCUCUGAGGGGUGAGUCUGUGUGAGUCAGAGUGGGUGACACACUUCCAGCCCAGUCCACCGCAGCAAUUAACAUUUCAGCAGAAAGAGCGAGAGAUUCCCCAGGGAUGCUCACUGUAGGUGGCUGUUUUGCCUGAAUGUUUUUUUUUUUUUUAUUAGCUCCCAGAAUCCAUUGCUGCUGCAUGCAUACAGGAACAAAGGCAAUUUCCAUGGUCAGUGAUGCUCCCCUUCCCCAAACAUGGAACAAGUGAAAUUCCUCUGUACAAAAAUUAUAUAUAAUGUUAUAUAUACAUAACCUGUGUAAAUGGAACCAGCUGGGAAAAAGUACAGCUUCCCAGACAAUAACACCAAUCAACAGCUUAAUGGGAAGAAAAAAUAAGCAUAUUUAAAAGCCAAAAACUGUACAUUUUUCUCCAAUGUACACUACAAUGUCAAUAAGAGCAGUCUAUUGAAAACUGUAGUAUCUGUAUAAUAAAACUUAUAGAAAACUGAA